AUGUGCGAUAGGGAGGACGACGAGGUGAAGACUAAGCCCCAGAAGAAGUCUCGCCACGAGCAGGAGGUGGAGAAGCGGGAGGCUGAGAAGGCCCUGACCAAGCUGGAGACGGAGCUGAUGGACCCAGGCCUGCGACCCCAGACGGCGGCCAGCUUUGAGCGCCUGCUACUCAGCUCCCCUGACAGCUCUCUGCUCUGGCUGCAGUUCAUGGCCUUCCACCUGCAGGCCACACAGAUAGAACAGGCUAGAGCGGUGGCCGAGAGAGCCCUGAAGACUAUCUCCUUCAGAGAAGAGCAGGAGAAGCUGAAUGUUUGGGUCGCUCUGUUGAACCUUGAGAACCUGUAUGGGACAGAGGAGAGUCUUCAGAAGGUGUUUGAGCGGGCCGUGCAGUAUUGUGAACCCAUGCCCGUCUACCAGCAACUGGCUGACAUCUACGCCAAGUGUCAGAAGACUAAGGAGGCGGAAGGUCUGUAUAAGACCAUGGUGAAGCGGUUCCGUCAGGAUAAGGCUGUGCGGCUGAGCUAUGGGACCUUCCUGCUUCAGCAGGGUCAGAGUGACGCGGCCAACGCCCUGCUACAGAGGGCCAUCAAGAGCCUGCCUAUCAAAGACAAUGUGGAUCUGAUAGCUAAGUUUGCCCAGCUGGAGUUCCGCUACGGAGACGUAGAGCGAGGAAAGACCAUGUUGGACAAGAUCCUGACCAGCUACCCCAAACGCACCGACCUGUGGUCCGUCUUCAUAGACCUCAUGGUCAAACGCGGCUCCCAGAGGGAAGUCCGUGCUGUGUUUGACCGUGUGAUCCACCUGAGUGUAGCGGUGAAGAGGAUCAAGUUCUUCUUCAAGCGUUACCUGGAGUGUGAGAAGAAGAAUGGCACGCCAGAGAGCAUCCAGGCUGUCAAGGAGAAGGCCCUGGAGUACGUAGAGUCUAAAGGGCCAGAGGCCGCCAGCUAGACACACAUAUACACAGAGACACACACACACACACACACGCGUACGUCAUUUUGGGGGAUUUUCCAACAGCUGUUGUGCAACUGUGGGAAAAGAAGCAAACUGGCAAAGAGCUCAAGGGAAGCCUGACCUGCGUGUCAUAACAGC
Molecule: messenger RNA, 1092 nt
Organism: Coregonus clupeaformis (lake whitefish)
Lineage: Eukaryota; Metazoa; Chordata; Actinopteri; Salmoniformes; Salmonidae
Product: protein RRP5 homolog
Exons: 2
Coding region: 1-948 (315 amino acids)
Biological process (GO): rRNA processing
Cellular component (GO): nucleolus; nucleus; small-subunit processome
Molecular function (GO): RNA binding; protein binding
Source: RefSeq, a predicted model, not a curated record